Molecule: messenger RNA, 919 nt
Organism: Galeopterus variegatus (Sunda flying lemur)
Lineage: Eukaryota; Metazoa; Chordata; Mammalia; Dermoptera; Cynocephalidae
Gene: ACO1
Product: aconitase 1, soluble
Exons: 6
Biological process (GO): citrate metabolic process; tricarboxylic acid cycle
Cellular component (GO): cytosol; mitochondrion
Molecular function (GO): 3 iron, 4 sulfur cluster binding; aconitate hydratase activity; 4 iron, 4 sulfur cluster binding
Source: RefSeq, a predicted model, not a curated record
ACUGUGAAUGAAAGCUGGAAUGCCUUAUCAGCCCCAUCAGACAAGCUGUAUUUGUGGAAUCCCAAAUCUACAUACAUUAAAUCACCACCAUUCUUUGAAAACCUGACUUUGAAUCUUCAGCCCCCUAAAUCUAUAGUGGAUGCCUAUGUGCUAUUAAAUUUGGGAGAUUCAGUAACAACGGACCACAUCUCUCCAGCUGGAAAUAUUGCAAGAAACAGCCCUGCUGCUCGCUAUUUAACUAACAGAGGCCUGACUCCACGAGAAUUCAACUCCUAUGGCUCCCGCCGAGGUAAUGACGCCAUCAUGACACGGGGGACAUUUGCCAACAUUCGCUUGUUAAACAAAUUUUUGAACAAGCAGGCACCACAGACUAUACACCUGCCUUCUGGAGAAAUUCUUGAUGUGUUCGAUGCUGCUGAGCGGUACCAGCAGACAGGCGUUCCCCUGAUCGUUCUGGCUGGCAAAGAGUACGGCGCAGGCAGCUCCCGAGACUGGGCAGCCAAGGGCCCUUUCAUGCUGGGAAUCAAAGCUGUCCUAGCUGAGAGUUAUGAGCGCAUUCACCGCAGUAACCUGGUCGGAAUGGGGGUGAUCCCCCUUGAAUAUCUCCCUGGUGAGAAAGCAGACACCCUGGGACUCACAGGGCGGGAACGAUACACUAUCAUAAUCCCAGAAAACCUCAAACCACGAAUGAAAGUCCAGGUCAAGCUGGAUACCGGGAAGACCUUCCAGGCUAUCAUGAGGUUCGACACCGAUGUGGAACUCACUUAUUUCCACAAUGGGGGCAUCCUCAACUACAUGAUCCGCAAGAUGGCCAAGUAGGCCCUCAUUUCUUAGGAGACUUGCCCUCAGUGCUGCCCCAAGUGCCUCCACGGUGGGGUACUCCACAGAGGGGUACAGGCCUCUCCCACUGCCUCCACAG